AUGCUUCCCAUAUUACCACGACGCCAAUACUCAUCGGAGUGCCUCGAACAAGAUGUUCAGCAUUGGAUUGCGUGCGACAAUACAGCCUACCCAAGAUCAAAACCCCGAACUGCUACAACCCCGGUCAAUUCGACUGUACAAGAGACUCAAGAUAAAGACGAGGUUUUGAAAUCAUUCGCCCUCUUCCGAAAGUUACCAAUCGAACUCCAAAGACUGAUUUUCAAGGCUGCUAUACUCCCUCGAUACGUUGUGCCCUUCGAAAACCGUCCCUUUGGUUGUACGCAUAUGGAGGAGGAAAUCCUGGUGACACCUUGUAUUCCACCUCUACUUCACGCCUGUCGAGUAUCGAGAGACAUAACACUCCGAUCUUAUGAUGUUGUAUUGCCCAAAUCCAUAUCCCCAGCAAGCGGCCCUGUUUACUUCAAUCCCGCACUUGAUACCCUCAUAGGUUAUUGUAUGUGGAACAGCUCGUCAGAUGGAUCAACUAUCAACACGGGUAUAUCCUCUGCGUUAGAUGUAAGACGUCUUCCGGAGCUGAUUAUUAAAAACGUGCGACGCCUCGCCAUUGGUAUAUUAUCAUUCAACAUCAUCGGCGAAGACGAGUGGCUCCCCAGAGCCUUGCAGCACCAAGAGAGCGAGAAAAUUUACUCGCAUCUCAAGAGGUUCGAGAAGCUGGAGGUGCUAUACUUGAUCGUCAACGAUUGUAAGCUGGGCGGUGAUUCCAAUCACAGUCGUUUUGUCCGCCGAGGCACACUGCCGGUGCUUGUCGAGACAGCUCCGCAUUUCGACCACAAACUCUGGACGGAGUUGAUUGCUAAGGGCAAGGAGUCUCAUCCAGACUGGAAAGUACCAGAAAUCAGAGACGCGCGGCUAGAAUGGGUCUGA
Messenger RNA from Drepanopeziza brunnea f. sp. 'multigermtubi' MB_m1, 885 nucleotides. RefSeq lists its product as uncharacterized. Lineage: Eukaryota; Fungi; Ascomycota; Leotiomycetes; Helotiales; Drepanopezizaceae. The record is from RefSeq and is a predicted model, not a curated record.